CCAAAGAGAGAAUCUAAAUUUCAGCCAAACAGAGAACCAACGUUUCGCGUACGGGGAGUGCCCAAUGACUGGGACAGAAACAAGCUAGAGUCAUUCCUAGCAGAGAGAGACAUUGCUGCUGCACCGGUGGUACAGUCUUUGGCCAAGGAGUUUCAUGGGCGCUCUCAGGCAGCUACAGUCUUUUUUCAAAACACCUGCCAGCUGCCAUUGAAGAUCUCUCUGCCUGCAUAUUCCGGCCAGUUUGGCGAACAGCGGAUCUUGACACUUGAUCAUGACUUUAUCGGCAUUACCAGUCUCUUCACUCCCCCGCAGCAGGAUCACAAAGUCGACAUCAUCGCCAUCUCUGGUCUUGGCGGACAUGCGUUUGGAUCAUUUAAGGAACGAGACAGGGAGCACAUGUGGCUGAGAGAUGCACUCCCACAUGGUAUGAUUGAUGAAAGUGACAAGCAUUUUGCACGCAUUAUGGUGUAUGGCUACGAGUCAAGUGUCCCGAACAGUGACAGCUUUCAGAACCUAGAAGACAUUGCGACAUCUCUUCAUUCCGACCUUCGAACACUCUCGUUUGACAGUUCGUUCAAACCUAUCGUAUUAAUUGCCCAUAGCCUGGGUGGAUUGGUCGCCAAACAGGUCCUUAUAUCACUCUGCAUGUCAAAGGACAAGGUGAACCGCAGCUUAAAACGCGCAAUUUACGGUAUUGCCUUCUUUGGUGUCCCACAUGAUGGCAUGGACAUUAGUUCGCUCAUUCCCAUGGCUGGGGAUGGGCCAAAUCGAUUCCUGCUGGAAUCCAUUGGAUCUACCAACUCGCAGGUCCUCAGCAUCCAGCAGCGUGAGUUUUCGAAGGCACUAGGUGGCCCAGGCGAGUCCGAAGUUGUUUCAUUCUACGAAACCCGCUUAUCGCCGACCGCAUUAAAGGAUGAAGGGGGCAGAUGGAGCAUGUCAGGAAAACCAGCCGCCCUGGUAUCGAAAGCGUCCGCCACGCAUUGCCGGCCAUGGGAGGACGGGCCAGAACAUAUUUGUGCCAUCAAUCGCACACACUCGGAAAUGGUAAAAUUUUCGGUAGAAGACCCUGAGUACGACAAGGUCCUUGGACGAAUAAGAAGCCUCGCUCAACAUGCAAUCACAGCACGAAGGAGUAUGUGA
This is a messenger RNA of Trichoderma virens Gv29-8, 1140 nucleotides long. RefSeq lists its product as uncharacterized. NCBI's taxonomy places the organism in Eukaryota, Fungi, Ascomycota, Sordariomycetes, Hypocreales, Hypocreaceae. The annotation marks the transcript as partial. The transcript has 4 exons. The record is from RefSeq and is a predicted model, not a curated record.